AACAGUUGAGCGUGGAAUAUUUAGUAGCCAGGAAAUGUCACGGAUGGACUUAUUGCCCAGGUGGCCACCUAUCACGGGACCACGCUUGGAGUCACUGAGCUCCUGAGAGCGAUCCAUUCUUUCACCAAUGUUUGUAGAAGCAGUCUGCAUGCCUAGGGGCUUGAUUGUAUACACCUGUGUCCAUGGAGGGGAUUGGAGCACCUGAAUCACAUGAUAUGGAGGGGAUUGGAACACCUGAAUCACAUGAUAUGGAGGGGAUUGGAACACCUGAAUCACAUGAUAUGGAGGGGAUUGGAAUACCUGAGUCACAUGAUUUGGAGGGGAUUGGAACACCUGAAUACAAUGAUUUGGAGGGCUGGCCCUAUACUUUUGGCAAUAUGGUGUGUAUUGAAUAAGCAGUCUGCAUGCCUAGGGGCUUGAUUGUAUACACCUGUGUCCAUGGAGGGGAUUGGAACACCUGAAUCACAUGAUAUGGAGGGGA
Molecule: messenger RNA, 481 nt
Organism: Staurois parvus
Lineage: Eukaryota; Metazoa; Chordata; Amphibia; Anura; Ranidae
Source: the annotation of a GenBank genome assembly